Sinocyclocheilus rhinocerous is the source of this 658-nucleotide messenger RNA. Its product is annotated as guanine nucleotide-binding protein G(I)/G(S)/G(O) subunit gamma-13-like. Bases 269 to 643 code for a protein of 124 amino acids. The record is from RefSeq and is a predicted model, not a curated record. Gene Ontology annotation, cellular component: heterotrimeric G-protein complex. Gene Ontology annotation, biological process: phospholipase C-activating G protein-coupled receptor signaling pathway; sensory perception of taste. The transcript is spliced from 3 exons. Gene Ontology annotation, molecular function: G-protein beta-subunit binding. Lineage: Eukaryota; Metazoa; Chordata; Actinopteri; Cypriniformes; Cyprinidae.
UCACAAAAUCUAACUAACUCUACGGUUUUGGGGGACAUUUACCAAUGUUAUCAAGUGACUACUAUAUUUAAAACAAUUAUUCUCUUGAUAACAUCACAACAUUUAUUCUAUAGUUUCUCUGGUAUAAACUAGGUGAAGCCAGAAGGGCAUCAUUGAACAGUUUUGCAUGUAUUUUACAUAGAUGCACAGAGUCCAAAGAGCUAAACAUCCCUCCCACUAUAACUCACGAUUGUAGACGAGAGAGAAUUUGAGUAACAAAGUAGCUUGAAUGCUGCAUAACCUCAAGGCCAGGUGUGUAUCUAAAUCUCCUUUGUGUACACCAGGAAUUUACAAAAGGGAAAAAAACAAGACACCCUCAAGCAUUCAAACUCAGGCUACUUGCUGGAGGACUCCUAACAAUCCUUUCACUUCUAAGCUACUUAACUCUGACCUUAGCACGAUGGAUGAGCUGGAUGAGACUCAGCUGAAGAACCAUGUGGACAGUCUGAAGCAGCAGCUACAGUUUAACAGAGAGAAAACAUCUGUCUCGCUUCCAGAAUUAACUAAAUGGAUUGAAGAGAAAAUGAAUGAGGAUCCAUUUCUGAAUCCAGAUAUACUGAAGGACAACCCGUGGGUGGAGUCAAGCAAAUGUGUUAUAAUAUAGCGCAAGAGCUGUCAC